Messenger RNA from Ustilaginoidea virens, 2505 nucleotides. RefSeq lists its product as uncharacterized. The record is from RefSeq and is a predicted model, not a curated record. Bases 1 to 2505 code for a protein of 834 amino acids. NCBI's taxonomy places the organism in Eukaryota, Fungi, Ascomycota, Sordariomycetes, Hypocreales, Clavicipitaceae. The transcript has 2 exons.
AUGGCGCCAAAAGGAGACCAGUUCUCUGCGCCCGGCUCGGCGAGCUAUGCAUCCGAUACAAUGACUGUCGGAGACGGGACCUGGGAUUUUUCAAAGAAUACCUUUUUGCUUCCGAACCUCCAGGGUGUCAACUUUGACACCAUGCGAUACAAUGGCAUGGGCAAUCGUUUCGCCACGCUCCCUCAGUAUCAUCGAAUUGUCCUAGCGCAUGGCAUCAUUGCAGCCAUAGUGUUUCUUCUCCUGGUACCCCUGGCAGUCAUGCUGGCCAGGUUCUAUUCUCGAGAACCAGGAUACGCAAUCGUCUACCAUGCACAGCUCCAAGUGUUUUCGGGCUUGAUGCUUCUCAGCGUCUUCAUUCUCGGCUUCUUCGCCGUCGGGCCGGAGCGAAACCUGACCAACCCGCAUCACGGCAUCGGCCUCGCAAUUUUCGUUCUGUUUCUUCUUCAACUUGUUGGUGGCCGACUCGUGCGUCACAUCACCAAGCUACGAUCUCUUCGCAUCACGAUUCAUCAAUGGUCCGGCAGAGCAAUUGCCCUCCUGGGCAUUGUUCAGGUUCCCCUGGGACUCGCCUUGUAUGGCUCGCCGAAAUACCUGUUCAUCCUGUACGCGCUUUGGAUGACCUUCCUGUUCAUCGUCUACUUCAUCUUGAACUACCGCGCCGAGGCACGUCGAGAGCUGUUCAUGCAUGAGGCCCGGUCUGAAGCUGGCAAGACUCGCGUCACCGAAUCCGAGUACUUUUCACAAGGGCCGAGGCAUGACCGCAGUGGCAGGAUGAAAUGGCUAGGUCCUCUCGCUGCGGGGGCGGGACUGUGGGCGUUGAUGGGCGGAAAGGAGAAGAGCAAGGACCGUCGCCAUCGCAGUCCUGCAAGGUCAAGAUCAUUCGUCAGCAGCAGCCGCGGCCCCGAAGUCCUGCCCUCCAGGCGCGGCUCCGAGAGCUACGUCAGCGAAAAGUAUUCCGAGCCACCCAAGAAGGGCCGAGGCGGCUUUUGGAAAGCAUUCGGGACGGUUGCUGCUGGAAUCGGCGCCGGAAAAUUAGUCUCAGGCCUCGUAAAUCGCCGCAACGACCGGCGUGACGAAGACUACUCUGCCGUCUCCACCGAGACGCCUCGACGGUACGCCUCCCGACGCGGAGGUGAGACCGUCCUUAGCGAGUUUAGCAGUGAUUAUACCGAGUACGCCCGCAGGCCGGAUGAGACGCAAACUUCCCUGCUUCCACCAUCCGCCAACCCUGCCGGGAGAGGCGGCCCAAGAAGACCAAUAACGCCUGAGCCGCUCCACUCUCGUGGUCGUGGCGACCCGGAAGUGUCUGAUUAUACCUCAUAUGUCAGCCCUUCGAGGCGGCCACGGGAUGAACGCCAUGGAGGUGGCCUAGCCAAGGGUAUCUUGGCCGGGCUGGGCAUGGGCUGGUUCGCCAAGAAGCUGGCCGACAGACGAGCCAGGAAAGAAGAAGACAGGUUGCGAGAAGAAGAGGAAACAAGAUCCGGAGUGUCCGGCUCUCGAUUUACUGGGGAUGGAUAUCCAUCGCCAGCUCGGCGAGACUCUCGGAGACCCUUGCCGGUCAGGCGAGCCACUGGCCACCCUGGAACAACAGAUAUAUCCGAGAUGACUGAUGUGACGGAAUCUACCAUGGAGCCCGGCCCAGGAGCAGGUUCGUACACGGCCGGUCCAUCAACGCACACGGGGACCGCACCUGCCGUGGUGCCUUUACCGGGACCAAAAGGUCACUCUAGGUCGAGGUCGAGGUCGCAAGUGCGAAACGAGCGAGUUUCCAUGCCCACUAUGCCGGCCGAUCCUCAUGGGAUCCUGCACUCGGAAGCAGCAUCACAUGUGCCAUCUGGUGAUGGCCGUCCAGAGCGCCGAUCCUCGUCCCGAGUCAUGCGACGUGCCGAGGAAGGGGCGGCUGCGGCUACGGCUGCGGCUGCGGCUCCUGCCAGCGAGCUUGCGGCAUCAGAGAGGGAUCAAUAUGGUUCGCCGACAAGCCAGCCUGUCAGUGUCAAGGUAAAAAUGCAUGACGACAGGGAUCGAAAUGUGACACUACGCCGCCUAACAGAGGAGGAAGCGAGGGCGACCCGGAGCCCUAGGAACAGGGGCGAUUCCGAAAGCAGUCUGUCGGGUCUGGAUUCUCCCAGCUACGGUCGUCGAUAUAGAAGAGAUUCGAGCCAGAGGAGAGCAGAGCGUUCGGCUGAAAAACGAGUCGAAGAAGAGGACCAACUGGCACCACUGUCGCCGCCCAACCCGGCCUUUGCAAAAGGAACGAGGAAAAAGAAGGAUUCUGCGUACUAUUCUGGGCAGCCUGGUCCGUCAGGUUCGUCGCCGAUGGGACAACGAACUGUCUCCAGCUUGGGCGGGGAAAGCAUGGGCACGUGGAGCGGAAUGAGCCAAUCUCCAAGUGGACCAGGAAGAGGUCCGGAAUCUGUAGCUGCGGAUGACCGGAGGCGGCGGAGGAGGCUGGAGCGACGUGGUGCGGGCAGUAACCGACCGUCGGAGCUGGAUAUGUUUGGGUAA